AAAACAUGUGAUGACUGAUGAGUGAUAAGCCUUAGGAUGUGUAGAGAUAAAAGGAGACUUAUAACUGCAAUGCGUUCUACAUGUGUUGCUUGUCAUAUUAUUAACAUAACAACUUUUUUUCGUUAGAAAUGAACAAAUUUUAAAAUCCGAAAGAGCAUACUUGAGUAAAAUAAUAUUGUUACUAUACUUACCAACAUCAUGUUCUCGAUCGCACAAGUCGUGGUGGCCAUCUCCUAUAUAAGCUGUGUUCAUCUUCUCCUCCACACAACAACAACCAUUCCCUCCUCUCUUGUUCCAAUCCCAAAGAUUCUAUGGCUCCCUGCAUCGAAACUUACAGAACAUGUAAACCCCAUGACGACGACUCUUCUCGGUUCUGUUACAUGAAUCUCUUCCGACCCGACUGUCGUUUCCCUCCACGAACACCCAUGACAACAAACUCGCUGGACGACAGCGGUGAUGUCUGGCUCAAGAUGCUCGAAGAAGCCAAAUCCGACACAGAGCAAGAACCCAUUUUGUCAAGCUACUACCACGCUUCCAUUACAUCGCACCGGUCGUUAGAUUCCGCUUUGGCCAACAUCCUCUCAGUAAAGCUCAGCACUUUAACCUUACCAACCAACACCCUAUACGAGAUGUUCAUCAGCGUUUUAAAAGAGAGCCCAGAGAUCGUCGAAUCUGCGAAGCAAGACCUAAAAGCAGCGAAGGAGAGAGACCCAGCUUGCUUAAGCUACGUCCACUGCUUCCUAAGCUUCAAAGGCUUCCUCGCUUGCCAAGCCCAUCGCAUCUCCCACAAGCUCUGGACUCAGGGAAGAAAGAUCCUCGCUUUACUCAUCCAAAACAGAGUAUCCGAAGCUUUCGCCGUCGACUUUCACCCCGGAGCCAAGAUCGGAAAAGGGAUUCUGUUAGACCACGCGACGGGGGUGGUGAUCGGAGAGACGGCGGUGAUCGGAGACGACGUUUCGAUACUCCACGGGGUGACGCUCGGAGGAACGGGGAAGCAGUGCGGCGAUCGGCAUCCGAAGAUCGGCGACGGUGUCUUGAUCGGAGCAGGGAGUUGUAUACUGGGGAAUAUUAGAAUAGGAGAGGGGGCUAAGAUUGGAUCGGGGUCGGUGGUGCUUAAGGAUGUGCCGCCGCGUACGACGGCGGUUGGGAAUCCGGCGAGGUUGAUAGGUGGGAAAGAGAAUCCGAAAAUGGUGGAUAAGGUUCCCGGUUUGAGUAUGGACCAGACUUCAUACUUAACCGAGUGGUCUGAUUAUGUCAUCUAAACCAACUGUAAUUAUUUCCCAUUUUUCUGA
Messenger RNA from Raphanus sativus (radish), 1292 nucleotides. Its product is annotated as serine acetyltransferase 1, chloroplastic. Lineage: Eukaryota; Viridiplantae; Streptophyta; Magnoliopsida; Brassicales; Brassicaceae. Gene Ontology annotation, molecular function: L-serine O-acetyltransferase activity. The record is from RefSeq and is a predicted model, not a curated record. Bases 312 to 1262 code for a protein of 316 amino acids. The transcript has a single exon. Gene Ontology annotation, cellular component: cytosol; cytoplasm.